Messenger RNA from Insectozyma verbasci, 411 nucleotides. Lineage: Eukaryota; Fungi; Ascomycota; Pichiomycetes; Serinales; Debaryomycetaceae. The record is from the annotation of a GenBank genome assembly.
AUGUCUAGAGUUAAUAAAAAAACUACUGUACCUACGGGUAAGAAAACUGGACAAAGAAUAAGUGCCAAAAAAGCAGCUAGUUAUUUACAUUCAAUGCAAAAUAUAAAAACAACAAAUAUAAUAGAAGAACCAAAAUGGAAUCCCAAACAUUUUAGAUUAUUUGUUGGAAAUUUAGGUCCAGAUGUUACAAAUGAUUUAUUAAAUCAAUCAUUUAAUAAAUACGAAACAUUAUCUGCUUAUUAUGUACCGAUUGAUAAAAAAACGCAAAAAAAUAAAGGGUUUGGAUUUGUUGCAUUUGAAAGUAGUGAAGAUUAUUUAAAAGCAUUCAAAGAAAUGAAUGGGAAAUAUAUUGGUCAAUAUCCAAUUCAAUUAAAAAGAGCAGAAUCAAAAGUACCAAAAAUAAAGAAAUGA